GGAUGACAUCAACUGUAGAAUUAUUAUUAAAGUCGAGGAAAUAGCAGUUUGUUAUCCCCCAACAAUGUUUAAAAUAUGGGACAGCUGUCCAGUGUUCUUAUAGUAUACAAAUGUUCUCUUAUCAGUUCAUGAGAUGUUAAUGCUUGUUUGCAGAGAUAAUUCAUUCAAAGGAAUAACUUCAUUGUAUCAAGUAUUUCAGUGAGUCCUGUAAAAAAUGUAAGCUUGUUUUUAAUUUCAGGACUGAAUUCGUUUCAAUAUGGGAUUAACAUGGCGUUUACGUUUAUCAUAUGCAAUUGGACAUGUUCUAAAUGAUUUAUGCGCAUCUGUAUGGUUUACAUAUACUUUAGUAUUUUUUAAAUUUGGCAUUGGUAUACCAACAAGUAUGGCUGGUUUAAUAAUACUCGUUGGUCAAUUGGUUGAUGGUUUAAUGACACCAGUAAUUGGUCUACUUUCGGACAGAUUCUCAUCUCAGUCAUCUGUACCGUUGUUAAUAUCUUCUUCUUCUUCCCACUCUUUGUCAGCAUCAUCAUCAGUUACACAUAAUAAUUUCAGUGAUCGUUUACACUAUUCUAAUGAACAUUUAGCCAAUCAUAAUAAAAACUACAUGUCUACAGACUCUUCUGAUGUUAUUCAUACUACUGGUAAUAAUAAUAAUCCGUCUUUUUUUCAACAAUUCAACUCUGUUUUAAAAAGAUUUCGACCAUUUGGUCGUAAAAUAUGGCAUCUUUGCGGAAGUAUAUUAAUUAUUUUUUCAUUUCCUUUAAUAUUUGGUCCACCACUUGGUUCAUCCAAUAUUAGUACACUGGCAAAAAUGAUUUAUUAUUUACCAUUAGUGGCAAUUUUUCAAGCUGGAUGGGCUGCAGUUCAGAUUACUCACUUGGCAUUAAUCAAUGAAUUAUCUAUGGAAUCUAGUGAACGUACUUUAUUGACUUCCCUACGUUAUUUAUUCACAGUUCUUAGUAAUCUACUUGUUUAUAUUAGUACAUUUCUUCUUUUACAACAUCAACAUCAUGUUGAUAAUAAUAAUAUCCGUAAUGAAACUAGUAUUAAAAAUUCAAUAAAUAAUAUGUUGCCGUUGAGAAAAUUGCUUAAUUACAAUGAAGUUGAAUAUAUUAUGUUACCUAUGGUAAUGACUUCACAUCCAUUAUCGAAAUGUUCAAAUCACUCACUAUCUUCACCGUCAAUUAUUGAUUUUGGUAAAGAUGAUAUACCAGCUUUUCAAAAGUUAGGUUUUACAAUUAUUGGUGUUGGGGGAUUAACAAUGUUAUUAUUUCAUUUUGGAGUAAGAAAGAAAGAUUUUAUUCACAAUGUACGACCUAUAACUGUUGUAGAUAAUCCUAAUCAUGAAUCUGUCAGUCAAACAAAACAUCCUGCUUAUAUAAUUACUACAUGGAAAGAUUGGUUACGUUUACCAUUAUUUUGGAUUCUUGGCUUUUUCUACAUGUUUGUUAGACUAAUUGUCAAUGUAUCACAGGCUUAUUUAACAAUUUACCUUUUACAUUCAUUACGUUUACCUAAAAUUACAAUGGCUUUAGUUCCUUUAACAGUGUACCUGACAAGUAUUGCUACUACUAUGGUACAAAAACCAAUACAAGAUCUUAUCAGUCGUGAAACAAAUUCCGGAAUCGGAUUGAUUUUUAUCACAAUAUUUUGUAUAUUAGUUAAUUAUCCUGGUAAUCCACCAAUAAUUCAUCGUAUAUACAUUGCUGCUGGUAUACUUGGUAUUGGUUGUACUAUUAUAUUGAUUACAUCAUUAGCAAUGGUAUCAGAUUUAAUAGCAAAAAAUCAACAACAUGGUGCAUUUGUUUAUGGUUACAUGUCAUUUACUGAUAAAUUAGCUAAUGGUAUUGUUAUACAAAUUAUUGAAUUAUUAUGGAAUGAAUGUUCAUCAUUAACAUAUUAUCAAAAUGUUGAAUCAUAUGGUAUUGGAACAUUUGUUCUAUGUCAAUUUAUAUUUUUAUGUAUUUAUAAAUGGCAAAAAAAUGUGUAUAUUACAAAUAGGAAUUCAAUUCAUGAACAUGUAUAAUUUGUAUUCAUAUAACCUUUUAAUUGGUUUGGUUUCGGUUUAUAAACUAUGUAUAUUAAUUAAAGAAUUUUGUAUUGAAUUGUUUACUGAUUAUGAGUGUACUUAUUUUUACAGCUCAUUUUAUAACUUUUCCUUAUAUAUUAUUCAUUAUAUGAGAGAAAAAAUAGUGUUUUACAAUUUGUCUUUCCUCCUCCAACCUCUUUCUCUCUCUCUCCUUCUUCUUCUUCUUCUUGAAUUAUACAAAAAGGUAAAUUGGUUUUUGUAUGUAAUUUAAGUAUAAAAAGAAGUAAUUCAAUAAGCGUUUUACGUAUGAACCUAUCAAUCAUCAUUAUAUAAUAAAAUUAAUGAUUAAAAUCAAUGGCUUAUUAACACUGUCUCGUCUUGUUGGUUACAAACAGUAAUUGAUAAAAAAAAUUUUGUUGCCGAGUCAACAACUCAUUUCUUAUUUUGUUUUCUCUCAACAUCAAUAAAGAAUACAUUUUAGUAAUUAGUUGAUUAUGAUAAGAUUAAAUCUUGACUUGUCUUAUUUAUUAUAAACUCUGUAUUGUAAAUUAUCAUUUUCAUGAUUAUCAUCAAUCUUUUUUCUAUUUUUUUAUUUUUUUAUUUUAAAAUUUAUGUUGAUAUAAUUUGUUAAAGGAUAUUAGUUUAAAUAAAAGUGCGGUAAUCACAGAAUUUCAUAAUUGAAAAACGAUCAAUUCUUACGUAAUUUGUUGCAAUAAUUAAUCGUCUGUUUAAUUUUAUUUUUCAAUGGUUGAGAUCAUGAGUCAGUUGAAGUUAGACCACCAUGGAAAGCCUGGAAGCAAUAAACGGCCGUUUCGUCCUCGUAUGAGACUCCUCAGCCGUGUGCAAACACGACAUCGCCCCCUACGAGAUUCGAACCCAGGAACUAUCAGUCUCACGCGUGAGCGCUUAACCACUAGAUCACUGAGCCGGUAUCCAACGGUGUUAAUGUCUAACUUCAACCAAUCUACGAAAUUGAGCGACACACCCACCAUUGUCUUCAGUGAGUUACUAUCUCACAACAGACCCUGAUGAACUCCACUGGUCACUGCUUCUCACUAGAACUCCAGAAAAUACCUCUUGGAGACCGUCACUAGUGAGCAUAUGAUGAUUAUAAUCAGAGAAGGGUUUUUUGUGGAUAUUAU
This is a messenger RNA of Schistosoma spindalis, 3171 nucleotides long. Lineage: Eukaryota; Metazoa; Platyhelminthes; Trematoda; Strigeidida; Schistosomatidae. The record is from the annotation of a GenBank genome assembly.